AAGUUGGUGAAUAAGAUCCAUAUCUCACAAAUUGUUUAAAAGGCCCAAGAAGCAGUGAUUUUAAUAUCACUGCUAUAAGGAGCCAGGUGCCCGUCUGAGGCUGUCACGUGAUUUUCAGGCAUCAGGGAAGUUCAGUCUUCGGGAAGUUGAUCGUCAGUGACAAAAUGGCGACGAGAGACUUAUGGAGGCUGUGUGCAGACUGGCUGAUACGAUGCGAGAUUUUACCCCGGGAUCAUCGCGUGAUGUUCCCCAAUGCCGAAAUAUUCGAUUUAGCACAGACUCUUCGAGACGGGGUUUUACUCUGUCAUCUUCUGAACACUCUGAGUCCCGGAGCCGUGGACAUGAAAGAUUUUAGUCAGCGUCCACAGAUGUCCCAGUUUUUAUGCUUAAAGAAUAUUAGGACUUUCCUGCAGACAUGCAAGAACAAAUUUGGACUGAGAGAGUCGGAUCUUUUUGACUCCUAUGAUUUGUUUGAUGUCAAAGAUUUUGCAAAGGUUCUUAACACACUGUCCAAGUUGUCCAAGUCGGAGUUGGCUUUAGCAUCAGGCAUAGAUGGGUUUCCACAGGAUAAUUCCUCCAUUCAAGUUGAGCAUGAUUAUUACAAUACUUUGGAAGAGCUUGCAACAGGAUUUCCCCCGGAUCGGCUCAGCAGAGUCCCUAGUCCCGUGGAGGACGUAUAUAGAACACUAGAAGACAGGGCAUGUGAGCUUCCAGAUGAGGAUAUAUAUUCAGCAGUGACGACAGUCGAGGAAGGUGAACAGGAGAUUUACGAGGAUCUCUGCUCCCUGAGAGGCAGGACAACACGAAGACGAAAGGAACGAGAACGUGACCAGUUGGAGCAGGGUUUUGAACCUAAAACAAAAAGAGAACACUGCCUGAAAGAAUUAAUUGAAACAGAAAAGAAUUAUGUUGAAGCACUGCAGAUGAUAAAAACAUUCUUUAUACACCCUUUAAAGAACAUAAUUCCAAGUCCAAAUCACGAGUUGAUCUUUAAGCAUAUAGAGGGUUUGGGCAACAUUCACACAGCCUUCCAGAGUGACCUCCACCAAGCAGUCAGGAGAUCGUCAGCACAAGCCUUGGGAGACUGCUUCAUCAAGUACAAGCCACAGCUACUGCUGUAUGGGGACUUCUGCUCCAAUCUGCCACAGGCUCAAGAGAGGAUUGAUGACUUGUGCAGGAAGAAUGAAAUUAUAAGAGUUGCUGUUGAAGAGUGCCAAAGGAAGGCCAAUGAAGGCAAAUUCCGCCUGCGAGAUCUUCUCUCUGUGCCUGUUCAGCGGGUGCUCAAGUAUCAUUUACUGCUCAAGGAACUUAUAAAACAAACAGACAAGAAAAGCCCUGAUAGGACCUUCUUGGAAAAAGCUCUUGAAGCCAUGCAAGACUUGUCCUUGUAUGUGAACGAGGUGAAGAGAGACAAUGAGCAGCUUCAACUUAUACAAGAGAUCCAGGACAGCAUUGUAGAUCUACAGAUGCCUGAGAAGACAUCUUUAAAAGACUAUGGCAGACUGCUGAAGGAUGGAGAGUUGAAGAUUAAGUCCCAUGAAGACAACAGGUUAAAAACUAGGUAUAUCUUCCUGUUUGACAAGGUGAUGCUCAUGUGCAAGUCUAGGACCAUGGAAAAGUUCCUAUGGGGUGAAACUUACAGUUACAAGAAUGCCCUAGUUUUGGCACAGCACCGAGUGGAAGAGGGGGUGCCUGCAGGAAGACCCAGGAGUGAAAAAUGGGGACACGUGUUCCUUUUGUCAGAAAACAAAAAUUCUGUUGCCUACAACUUCUAUGCAAAGACUGAAGAGAUGAAGAUGAAAUGGGUGGAUGCCAUCAAAAUGGCAUUAGAUAACACAAAUCCCGCCAAUGCUAGGGAGAAGGGGCAUGACUUCAUCAUGACCACUUUUGAAGAACCACAAACUUGUAGUGAAUGUAAAAAACUUCUGAGGGGUGUGUUUUACCAAGGUUAUAACUGUCACAGGUGCAAGCAGUCAGUCCACAAAGAAUGUAUUCAGAAGGCAUCAAAGAGAGAAUGCCAUAUAAGCAAUGGUCCAGCCCCUGAACUUCCACCACGUCCCAUUGACAGGUCCUCCACAGUCUACAACCACCGCUCAGCAUCCGUGUCUUCCGCGCAUUCUAGAGGACUGCCAGCUAAACCAAGUUUGGGUAUAAAGGUGAAAGCCGUAGCAUCCUACACUGGUACACCUGCCCCACCUACAAACAAGGGACAGGCGUUGAAGUUUGAGCAGGGCGACGUGAUAGACCUGAUCAGUAAUGACAAUGUGCAAUGGUGGGAAGGGAGACUUCACGGAAAGGAAGGAUUCUUUCUCAAAUCCUAUGUGGAGGAGUACAGGAGACCGUUCCAACGUGGGCCUUCGUAUCUGCAUCAUGAUGUCCGUCCUCCAUCCCCAUUACAUAAUGAUGAGAACCAAUCACCCAUUGGUUCUCCAUUACAAAGGUCACCAAGGCCAGCCAGUUCGGCCUCACAGAAACAUCCAUACAUCAACCUGGCUAACUUAGAAGGAUAUCCUUGGUAUGUGGGAGAAAUGAGUCGUGAAAGUGCAAUGGUCAAACUAGAACACCAUCCUAGCAGUACGUACCUUAUCCGAGAGAGUAUCAACCCUGCCAGGCGGGGGGACUACGCCCUGAGUGUGAAAUAUGACAACAAUGUUAAACACAUACGGGUCAUGAGAACACAGGAAGGGUCUUUCUAUCUGGCAGACUGUCGAUUUUUUAGGAGUAUACCAGAAUUGGUAGACUAUUACCAGAAAAAUUCUUUAGCCUACAGCUUCCCAGAAUUGGACACAGUAUUAAGUAUUCCGUACAAUGAAAGUGUGAGGCAAAAUGCAGUUUUUCAUCCAGCACCCCGAGAAACGCCAGCCUUGGGUUAUGCAGUGGCCUCAUUUGACUACGCUGCAACGGCAACCAAUCAAAUUUCACUUACUAAAGGGGACAGGAUCAAGAUUGUCAGCAAGCAGGGGGAAGACAGGGGCUGGUGGAAAGGUGAAUUAAGAGGAAAGAUUGGUUACUUCCCGUGUGCAUAUGUAGAUGAGGAGGAAGAUGCUGCUGAUGGAAACAGUGCUAGUUCACCAAGGUAGAACUUUGUCCAAGGCCCUUGUGGUGAAUUUGAGUGGAAGUCGAAGCACCGCAACAGCCAGUCAGAAAAGAAAAUAUUUCUCCUCAUGCAGAUCAUGGAACUCUUAGAUGAGAAAUUCAGUUUUCAAUGUCAAGAAGUUUUUUUUUUUUUUUUUCUAAUUGUAAAAUUUCAUUUGCAGCUAAAAAGAAGCUUGUAUUAUAGCAAGUAAAAGACAAGUAUUUGUAAUAUAAAAGUGAUAUUUCAUAUAUUACAGACAUGGAUAAAAAAACUGUAUAAGUUUUUGAAAUGAAAAUUUGAAGAUCAGAUUUUUUAAACCAAAGUGCCAGUGCCCUAGAAAUAAUAGGCUGUCAAUUCCCCAGUCCUUAGUUUUGAAGAGUUGUGUACUUCUGCAUGAAUCUUAGUAUGGUAAAUUUCUUUUCGUCAUUUCAUUUGGCACAGAAGAAUGAGAAUUAUGAAAAUUUUGUGUAGCUUUUCUAUUUAAAUGACUGGUCUUCACCUCUCAGUUAUAAUAUACAUAUUUAUAUAUAUAUUUAUUUAUAUAUGCAUAUAUAUAUAAAUUUUCUAAAUUGUAUUUCUGGACUUACAAUAUUAAAUCUAAGACAACAUCAUACCAACUGGAUGUCUAACUAUGUUUAUAAGCUGUUUAGUAUGAUGUUGUCAACCUUAUGUUGUCCCGAGGCUUACAAAGGUACAAAAAAAGUCUAGUUUUGUUUUCUUUUUCUUGCCGAUUUAAUAUGAAUACUCUUCCUUUGUUGAUGAAUGUUGUCUUCCAUUUCUUGCCAAAAUCACACUCACAGGUGUGUUUAAAAAGAGGAAGGAAAUCGCAGAAAAAUAAUUAAUUCAAUAAAUGAGUUGCAGUUGGCAUUUCCCAGUACGUGGCAAUUUUGUGCAAAAUUUAGGACUGCAUUUAAGAGGUUCAUAAGAAGCUUGUGCACGGAGCAUGGGAAAUAAUACUUAGAUUUUAGCACAAGAAUUCAAAACAUUUGGCUAAGGACACGGAAGUUUAUCAUUACAUUAUCACAGUAUCAAACUCUCCCACUAUGAAAAUGUAAUGCACUUCUCUUUAUUAAAAUGUCACAUGUAAGAAAACUUUUGCAUAUGGCAAUGGCAAUCCAAAAGACUUGAAUUGGAACAAAUGGGAGAAAACUUUCAACAAAAAA
Molecule: messenger RNA, 4239 nt
Organism: Lingula anatina
Lineage: Eukaryota; Metazoa; Brachiopoda; Lingulata; Lingulida; Lingulidae
Product: guanine nucleotide exchange factor VAV3
Biological process (GO): regulation of GTPase activity; intracellular signal transduction; cell migration
Cellular component (GO): cytoplasm
Molecular function (GO): protein binding; guanyl-nucleotide exchange factor activity
Source: RefSeq, a predicted model, not a curated record